Messenger RNA from Branchiostoma floridae (Florida lancelet), 3279 nucleotides. RefSeq names its product carboxy-terminal kinesin 2-like. NCBI's taxonomy places the organism in Eukaryota, Metazoa, Chordata, Leptocardii, Amphioxiformes, Branchiostomatidae. Gene Ontology annotation, molecular function: ATP binding; microtubule binding; microtubule motor activity. Bases 204 to 2396 code for a protein of 730 amino acids. The transcript has 17 exons. Gene Ontology annotation, biological process: microtubule-based movement. The record is from RefSeq and is a predicted model, not a curated record.
GACCAAUCAGCUGCGGUAAUUUCUAACCAAUCAGCUACAGGCAGCAGCAUUCAAAACCAAGCCGACAUUGCAAGCUGACUUUCCUCGGCUUUCCGCUUUGUAUUUCCUGUAGCUGUUGAGUUCUGCGUUAUUGGAAAGACUUGCAGAAAUCAUCCCUCCACAAGAGCGUAAUUUGUUCCACUCAGUAUCAGUACAGGAUCAGGAUGUCUGAAGCACCGCGGUCUCCGCUGAUCACCCUGAAUGCAGGUGAGGGACAGCUCCCCAAAGCUGUAGCUGCCGUCAAGCCUCAGCCGCAGACACCUGCAGGGAAGAGUCGGCUUCCACAGCCUCAGACCAGACUGCCCAUGCCGUCCACACAGCUCCCCAUGCCCAACAGCAGAUAUGGGGCCACAAAGCGAAAACAGGAUUUUACCCCAGAUGUUCAAAAUGUCGUUGGCAUAAAGAAGAGGAAGGCAGAUACAGUGAGGGGUGCUCCACCGCCCAAGAUGCCGAACAUCAGGAAAACAACAGCAGCUGGUACUCGCCCAGGGACAAGAGCUGCUGUGGCAGCGAAGCCCCCGGUUGGCCGACCUUCAGCUGCAUCUCGCGCUGGUGCUACCAGAGGCGCUGCAGCUGCCAAGACAGGUGCCAGAAAUGUUACCGCACGUGGCGCUGGCACUAAACCUGCACCGAAGGCUGGUGGCAUGACACGUUCCAACUCAGGGUCUACCAUCCCCAAAGGUGCUGCCGCCAAGAAGCGCCCUGCCUGGGAUCUGAAGGGUCGCAUUGAAGACAUGGAGAAGGUCAUGCAGUGUAUGCAGUCUGAGAAGGAGGCCAUAACCCAACAAAAGGAGGAGAUAACCCAGCGUUCUGACCACAUCCAGCAGGACCUCCAAACCCUACAGCACGAGAACAGCACGCUACAGCAGCGUGUGCGGGAGGGUGACACGACAGUGAGGGACCUCCAGAAAAAGAACCAAAAUCUGGAGGAGGAUGUGGAAAGAUUGAGCCGCCAAAAGAAGUCCUUAGAGCGGGAGCGGGACGACCUUGAGUCUGACCUGAAGACAUCACGGAGCGAGUGCCAAGGUCUGAAGGGGACCAUUGCCCAGCAGGCAGCAGCUCAGGAGGGAAUCAAGGCUGAGCUGCAGUUGUCUAAGUCCCAGCUCGAGACAACCAAUGUUGCAUUGCAAGCGGAAAAGACGACGGUAGAAGGCUUGAAAAAUGAACUAGCAGAGGCCCUCCAGAAGAUUGCCGACCAAGAUGUCCAACUUCAGCAGGCAGAAACAGACAGGAGGGUUCUGCACAAUACGAUUCAAGAGUUAAAGGGUAACAUCAGAGUGUUUGCCAGGCUGAGGCCAAUGCUACCAACUGAGGGGGCCAACAGUGACGGGAUUGACGACAUCCCACACUUUGCCUGGUACGAUGGCAACGUUUUGGAGCUGGACAAGGCAAUGGAUGGGGAUCCUAAUGAGACCAUGAGCGGACUAAAGCGCACGACAAGCCAGAAGGUCGAGUUCAACUUUGACCGCGUCUUUGCACCAAGUAGCUCCCAGGCUGAGGUAUUUGAGGAGAUUGCCCAAUUGGUGCAGAGUGCCCUUGAUGGGUACAAUGUCUGCAUUUUUGCCUAUGGCCAGACUGGCAGUGGGAAAACCCAUACCAUGGAGGGUGACAUGGAGGGAACCCCUGAGCACCGAGGAAUGAUCCCACGGGCUGUGGAGCAAAUCUUUUGCACGGCAGAGAAGCUGAAGACAAAGGGCUGGGAGUACAAGAUAACAGCAAGCUUUCUGGAGAUUUACAACGAAAGUCUCCGUGAUCUCCUGGACAGCAAGCAAGACAAGAAAAUGGACAUCAAACUCAAGGAUGGGCGUAGCAGCAAGGACAACAAGACCAACGACGUCUAUGUCUCCAACCAGGUGGUUGUUGAUGUCAACAGUGAGGCUGAGGUCUAUCCCCUUCUGAAGAAAGCCAACAAACACCGUGCUGUUGCAGCGACCAAGUGUAACGACAGGUCAUCACGGUCACACAGUGUUUUCCAGCUCACGAUCAAGGGCGAGAAUCAUCUGACCUCAGAGUCCUGCUCCGGUGUGUUGAACCUGAUCGACCUUGCUGGGAGUGAGCAGGUGAAGAAGUCUGGAUCUCAGGGGAAACAGCUGCAAGAAGCACAGAACAUCAACAAGUCUCUAUCCAACCUGUCUUUAGUCAUCACAGCACUCAGUAACAAGGAUUCCUACAUCCCCUACCGCAACUCUAAACUCACCCACCUCCUGCAGAACUCCCUGGGUGGCAACUCCAAGACGCUGAUGUUUGUCAAUGUAUCACCUCAAGAAGAACAUUUGGGAGAAAGCAUAAACUCCCUGCGGUUUGCGACUACGGUGAACCAGUGCAACAUCGGUACUGCACAGAAGAAAGUGAAGUAGACAUCACCUCUUGGCAUGUCAGCUCUGCAAGAAUGACAUUUUAUUAGAAUGGAUUUGCUUUGUUUUUUGUAACAAAAAUAGUUGUAGGAUGUUGGGACCUUCUUUGUAAUUACAUGUAUACUGUAGAGAAGAAGUACAAAUAAGGAAAUGUAAUUAAAUAUUGGAAUACAGAUUCACCUUUUAUCACAUUCAAUAAGGAAUUUAAGUUAAGAUUGGAAUUGCAGUCUGUUUUUGAAAUAAUAUACAAAGGUGUGAUCAGAUACAUUGCUCAUGUAAAUAUGAUAGUCUAAAAGUUCCUAGAUGUAUUUAGCCAUAUGAUCAUUUAAAAAUUUAACACAUGUAUUUACUCAUUACUAUUUAGAUCCUCAUUUUAGAUGAAGUUUGAAACAGAUUCAAUUUCAGAUUUACCUUCUCUGAUUUUAAGUAUGACAUCAAGGAGUAGGCCAACAUUUUUGUACAAUAUUAGGAGUCAGUUCUUUUAUACAGGCAUUACAUGUACAGUUACUAAUAAUCUUGUGUAUGUUUUAGGCCGUCAAAAUUGUCUUCCUGACUUACUUCUCUCCUCUAGUCUUUAUACCUCAAUAACUCUGUGUAUCGUCAGUUUUCCCUGUCGUUAGAGAGCAAGGUGUUCUUGCACUAUGGGUGUUCAGGUUUGAUGGCAGAUCAUCUGCUUUUGACCUGUAGCUCCCUUGAUAUGACAAACAUCUGUCCAAAAAUUUCAUUGUAGGCCACUUAAAUACUGUAACUACCUGUCUAUUGAAAUUAUCUUUCUUGGCCUCGUAUCAUCAUCAUCUUUUGAAAAAUGCACAUACUGUUAGAGCUAAUUAGAGGUAUUCUGUUUGUUUCUAAAAUGCUUGUCAAUAAAGUCAAUUAGUAGAAUGAU